Messenger RNA from Colias croceus (clouded yellow), 2631 nucleotides. It is a transcript of the gene Pabp, whose product is annotated as polyadenylate-binding protein 1-A. Gene Ontology annotation, cellular component: ribonucleoprotein complex; nucleus; cytosol. The record is from RefSeq and is a predicted model, not a curated record. The coding region runs from base 318 to 2147 and encodes 609 amino acids. Lineage: Eukaryota; Metazoa; Arthropoda; Insecta; Lepidoptera; Pieridae. The transcript is spliced from 3 exons. Gene Ontology annotation, molecular function: poly(U) RNA binding; poly(A) binding; mRNA 3'-UTR binding.
AACGUCACCUUUCCUUUGGUGAGCAAGGUGUGUUCACGUGAGGUUGUGUGGUCCCUCGAAAUAGGUCACACAAUCCUCACAAUUUCGUGAAAUAUUGUUCUAAAAUAUAAAAAAAAAUUACAAAAUUAACAAAAAUCCAAAAAAAUAGAAAAAUUUUAUAAAAUAAACGGGAAUCGUUCAGUUAUAAGUUAGUGUACGUAAGCGUGCAACGUGGUCUAAGGAAUGCGAUAGAUAAUCAUAAAGAGAAAGUGAAGUUGUUUUAAACACUAGAAGAUUAUUAAUGCUAUUUUUGUAACGAUUCCAAUAAAAUAAUCAAAAUGAAUCCUGGGCCACCUAAUUAUCCAAUGGCAUCAUUGUAUGUCGGAGAUUUGCACUCGGAUAUUACCGAGGCCAUGUUGUUUGAAAAAUUUUCUACCGCGGGUCCAGUACUCUCUAUUCGUGUCUGCCGCGACAUGAUAACUCGUAGGUCACUUGGUUACGCUUACGUAAAUUUCCAGCAACCUGCUGAUGCUGAGAGAGCUUUGGACACCAUGAAUUUUGAUAUGAUUAAGGGAAGACCUAUUAGAAUAAUGUGGUCUCAGCGUGAUCCCUCCCUAAGGAAGUCUGGUGUAGGAAAUGUUUUUAUUAAGAACCUUGAUAAGUCUAUAGAUAAUAAAGCAAUGUAUGACACCUUUUCUGCCUUUGGUAAUAUACUGAGUUGUAAAGUAGCCCAAGAUGAAAAUGGGGGUUCUAAAGGAUAUGGUUUUGUACACUUUGAAACUGAAGAAGCUGCCAAUAAGUCCAUUGAAAAAGUAAAUGGAAUGUUGUUGAAUGGAAAGAAAGUUUAUGUGGGCAGAUUCAUUCCUCGUAAGGAACGCGAAAAGGAACUGGGAGAGAAGGCUAAACUAUUUACCAAUGUCUACGUAAAGAACUUUGGAGAAGACUUCUCCGAUGAAAUGCUGAAAGACAUGUUUGAGAAAUAUGGGCGUAUUACAAGUCAUAAAGUAAUGUAUAAAGAUGAUGGUUCUUCUAGAGGUUUUGGAUUUGUUGCUUUUGAAGAUCCGGAUGCUGCUGAAAGGGCUUGCAUGGAUCUUAAUGGAAAAGAAUUGGUAGAAGGAAAACCCUUAUAUGUAGGACGAGCUCAAAAGAAAGCUGAGCGUCAAAAAGAACUUAAGCGGAAAUUUGAACAGCUAAAGUCUGAAAGGUUGACUCGUUACCAAGGUGUUAACCUGUAUGUUAAAAAUUUGGACGACACAAUUGAUGAUGAGCGGCUUCGUAAGGAAUUUGCACCAUUCGGAACUAUAACAUCAGCUAAGGUAAUGCUUGAGGAUGGGCGUAGCAAAGGCUUUGGGUUUGUUUGCUUUUCGUCUCCUGAAGAAGCUACUAAAGCUGUAACAGAAAUGAAUGGGCGUAUCGUUGGAACCAAACCACUUUAUGUAGCUUUAGCUCAACGUAAAGAAGAUCGUAAGGCCCACUUGACAUCACAGUACAUGCAACGUAUGGCCAGCAUGAGAAUGCAGCAGAUGGGUCAAAUAUUCCAACCAGGAAGUGCUGGAGGCUACUUUGUACCCACCAUACCACCAGCUCAACGAUUCUAUGGUCCAGCCCAGAUGACUCAAAUGAGACCCACAACCCGCUGGACACAACCACCUGUAAGGCCCAGCACUCAGACGGCUGCCUCUGCAUACCCCAACAUGCAAGCUCCAUUCCGCCCUGCACCUCGUGGACCAACUCAAACUACUCUUCGCACAUCCUUGGGUGCUAGACCCAUUACUGGCCAACAAGGUGUGCCAGCUGCUACUUCGAUUCGUGCACCUAUUGUAACAAGUGGACGCCCAGCAGGUUAUAAGUACACUUCCAACAUGCGUAAUCCACCAGCUCCGCAACCUGCAGUGCACAUCCAAGGUCAAGAACCACUAACUGCUACCAUGUUAGCUGCUGCACCUCUUCAAGAGCAAAAACAAAUGCUUGGUGAACGUCUUUUCCCCUUGAUUCAAAGAAUGCACCCAGACUUAGCUGGCAAAAUUACUGGUAUGCUUCUAGAAAUUGACAAUUCUGAACUGCUCCACAUGUUAGAACAUGGAGAGUCCCUGAAGGCUAAGGUGGACGAGGCUGUUGCUGUUUUGCAAGCUCACCAAGCUAAACAGCAAGCCACAAAGAAGGAGUAAUGUGUGUGCUCACUUGUUGAGCUAUUUUAUUUUUCUUCUAUAAUUUCUUUAUUUUCGCUUUUUACAUUGUAAUGUAAAGAGACCCGGUCAUAAAAACACUUAAUAAAAAUUGUAAAAUAAAUAAUUAAAAAAAUGUAGAAUGCACAGUUCCUAAUUAUAUACUUUAAUAUAGAAUAUUGGAGGUGCAUCUGCAAAAAAAAAAACAUUGCAACUGUCAACAUUUAUAUAUAAUAUGGCAUUAUAUUAUUAUUACUGGGCACUUUUGACUAUCUACUUUGACCAAGGAGUUUUAUUUAAGUUUGAUGAUCUAUUAAGUUCACUUUCAUUUCUGUAACAUGGAGUUGGCUUUUGUUCUUGCAAUGUCUUUCUUAUUUUCUGUGUCAGGUCUACAUUGGAUAUUUAUCUACCAUGAAUUGAACUCACGGUCGCCAAUGUAACUGGCUAUUUGUAUUACGUUGUUACAUAUUAUAUUCUAUGAAAUAAA